CGCCCGCGCGCAGGCCCCGCCUUGCCGGCGCCAUGGCUCCGCCUCCGCCCUCCCCCUCCAUGGCGCCGCCCGGGCUCAUUCAUUCCGCGCCGGGCCUUCCAGACACCUGCGCGCUCCUCCCGCCGCCUGCAGCCGCCGCCGCCGCCGCCAGCAUGUCGGGCCCCGCCGCCGACACGCCGUCCGCCAUUCAGAUAUGCCGGAUCAUGCGGCCCGAUGACGCCAACAUCGCUGGCAAUGUCCACGGAGGGACCAUCCUGAAGAUGAUCGAGGAGGCAGGGGCCAUCAUCAGCACCCGGCACUGUAACAGCCAGAACGGGGAGCGCUGCGUGGCUGCCCUGGCCCGGGUGGAGCGCACCGACUUCCUGUCACCCAUGUGCAUCGGCGAGGUGGCCCACGUCAGCGCGGAGAUCACCUACACGUCCAAGCACUCGGUGGAAGUCCAGGUGAACGUGAUGUCCGAAAACAUCCUCACAGGUACCAAGAAGCUGACCAAUAAGGCCACCCUGUGGUACGUUCCCCUGUCACUGAAGAAUGUGGACAAGGUCCUCGAGGUGCCUCCUGUCGUGUAUUCCCGGCAGGAGCAGGAGGAGGAGGGCCGGAAGCGGUACGAAGCCCAGAAACUGGAGCGCAUGGAGACCAAGUGGCGGAACGGGGACAUCGUCCAGCCUGUCCUCAACCCAGAGCCUAACACGGUGAGCUACAGCCAGUCCAGCCUGAUCCACCUGGUGGGGCCGUCGGACUGCACCCUGCAUGGCUUCGUGCACGGAGGUGUCACCAUGAAGCUCAUGGACGAAGUGGCCGGGAUCGUGGCCGCCCGCCACUGCAAGACCAACAUCGUCACUGCUUCUGUGGAUGCCAUUAAUUUCCACGACAAGAUCAGGAAAGGCUGUGUCAUCACCAUCUCUGGGCGCAUGACCUUCACAAGCAAUAAGUCCAUGGAAAUCGAGGUCUUGGUGGACGCCGACCCCGUGGUGGACAACGCGCAGAAGCGCUACCGGGCCGCCAGUGCCUUCUUCACCUACGUGUCCCUGAGCCAGGAGGGCAAGCCACUGCCAGUGCCGCAGCUCGUGCCUGAGACCGAGGACGAGAAGAGGCGCUUUGAGGAAGGCAAAGGACGGUACCUGCAGGUGAAGGCCAAGCGCCAGGGCCAAGCGGAGCCCCAGCCCUAGGCCUGCCCAGUGCUGGGCUCCGAGCGGCUGCCAGGACGGGCCCAGCCUCCAGUCACUUAGAAGUCGCCCCCUUGGCCAGAUCCCCAGUUCACGUUGCGAGCCAGUGUCGUGUGUGUGUGUCGCAGUGUUAACCUGUACUCUCUCCUGGAAGUCUGUACACCAAAGCUUUAUUUAUCUCCUCCCAGUGUCAGUGCUACUCCGCAUCGCCCAGGUGCCACACGCACCUCGUGGUGGGAAAGGUCAGCACACAAAUAAAGAUGCUGUUUGUCUGCA
Molecule: messenger RNA, 1442 nt
Organism: Lepus europaeus (European hare)
Lineage: Eukaryota; Metazoa; Chordata; Mammalia; Lagomorpha; Leporidae
Gene: ACOT7
Product: acyl-CoA thioesterase 7
Exons: 9
Coding region: 33-1169 (378 amino acids)
Biological process (GO): acyl-CoA metabolic process; palmitic acid biosynthetic process
Cellular component (GO): nucleoplasm; cytosol; extracellular exosome
Molecular function (GO): long-chain fatty acyl-CoA binding
Source: RefSeq, a predicted model, not a curated record